Colletotrichum higginsianum IMI 349063 is the source of this 942-nucleotide messenger RNA. Its product is annotated as 60S acidic ribosomal protein P0. Gene Ontology annotation, molecular function: large ribosomal subunit rRNA binding; structural constituent of ribosome. Bases 1 to 942 code for a protein of 313 amino acids. The transcript is spliced from 3 exons. Lineage: Eukaryota; Fungi; Ascomycota; Sordariomycetes; Glomerellales; Glomerellaceae. Gene Ontology annotation, cellular component: cytosolic large ribosomal subunit. The record is from RefSeq and is a predicted model, not a curated record. Gene Ontology annotation, biological process: ribosome biogenesis; ribosomal large subunit assembly; cytoplasmic translation.
AUGGGGGGCAAAUCUGCGAACAAGGCCGGCUACUUCGACAAGCUCAAGGGCUUGCUCGAGGAGUACAAGUCCAUCUUCAUCGUCACCGUCGACAAUGUCAGCUCUCAGCAGAUGCACGAGAUCAGACAGUCCCUCCGUGGACAGGGUGUCGUCUUGAUGGGAAAGAACACCAUGGUUCGCCGUGCCCUCAAGACCUUCAUCCCCGACUCCCCCGAGUACGAGCGUCUCCUGCCCUUCGUUAAGGGCAACGUUGGUUUCGUCUUCACCAACGCCGACCUGAAGGACAUCCGUGACAAGAUCCUCGCCAACAAGGUCGCCGCCCCCGCCCGUGCUGGCGCCGUCGCUCCCUCUGAUGUCUGGAUUCCCGCUGGCAACACCGGCAUGGAGCCCGGCAAGACUUCUUUCUUCCAGGCCCUCGGUGUCCCCACCAAGAUUGCCCGUGGUACCAUUGAAAUCGUGUCGGACCUGAAGCUCGUUGAGGCCAACAACAAGGUCGGCCCCUCCGAGGCCACCCUCCUCAACAUGCUUAACAUCUCUCCCUUCACCUACGGCAUGGGUAUCGCCCAGGUUUACGACCAGGGCAACGCUUUCCCCGCCGAUGUCCUCGACAUCGGUGAGGAGCAGCUCCUCAAGGCCUUCAGCGGUGCUGUCACCACCAUCGCCGCCCUCUCUCUGGCCAUUAACUUCCCUACUCUGCCCUCCGUUAUCCACUCCUUCUUCAACGGCUACAAGAACGUUCUCGCUAUCGCCAUCGAGACCGAGAUCUCGUGGCCCGAAAUUGAGGCUCUCAAGGACCGCAUCGCCAACCCCGAUGCCUACGCCGCUGCCGCUCCCGUUGCCGCUGCUGGUGGUGCCGCCGAGACCAAGGAGGAGGAGAAGGAGGCCGAGAAGUCCGACGAGGAGUCUGAUGAGGAUGGCGGCUUUGGUGGUCUUUUCGACUAA